Molecule: messenger RNA, 1530 nt
Organism: Daldinia childiae
Lineage: Eukaryota; Fungi; Ascomycota; Sordariomycetes; Xylariales; Hypoxylaceae
Product: Carboxylic acid transporter protein like protein
Exons: 3
Coding region: 1-1530 (509 amino acids)
Biological process (GO): transmembrane transport; carboxylic acid transport
Cellular component (GO): plasma membrane
Molecular function (GO): carboxylic acid transmembrane transporter activity
Source: RefSeq, a predicted model, not a curated record
AUGGCAGCUAGUAAUGAGCCCGCGGAUCCCCUCGCAAAAGGUAUAUUCGCGACGGCGAAGCAAUCUUGGGGCGAUCUCUUCCGAUGGAAACAAAGGGUCAUUGUUACGAACGAGCUGGGCGAAUCUCACACGGAAUGGCAGUCCCCUGAGAAGCUUAGAAAUCCAAUCUCACUUUUGAUGCUUUUAAGCGCGAGAAAUUGGAUCUACUUUCUUGUAGGUCUAUUCGCGUGGACUGCUGAUGCCUUCGACUUCCACGCCUUGGCGAUCCAAACCGUCAAGUUAUCGCACUACUACGAGCGUAGCAAGACUGACAUCACUACCGCUAUCACCUUGACACUUCUUUUGAGAUCUGUCGGUGCUGCCGUAUUUGGUCUCCUCGGCGAUCGGUUCGGUCGAAAAUGGCCAAUGGUCGGCAACUUGAUUUUUCUCGGUCUCUUGCAAAUUGCGACUAUCUACAGCGCCACGUUUCAGCAGUUCCUUGCUGUGAGAUCUCUUUUCGGCUUAUUUAUGGGGGGAGUGUAUGGCAACGCCGUGGCCAUGGCUCUUGAGAACUGCCCGACAGAAUCUCGUGGUCUAAUGAGUGGUAUUCUGCAACAAGGCUACGCUCUUGGGUAUGUUCUUGCUGCGUGCGCGAGUCUAGGUGUUGGCGCUGGCACGGAUACCUGGAAGACCGUUUUUUGGAUUGCGUCUGGUCUUUCUAUCGGCGCUGGCCUCCUGCGCUGUUUAUUCCCGGAAUCCAACCAGUUUAUAGAGGCCAAGGCUACCGGUCAUCACAUUUCAGCCGGCGACUUCUGGAAGGAAACCAAAUCGAUGCUCGCUAAGGAGUGGCGUAUGUGCGUAUACUGCAUUUUUUUGAUGACGUGGUUUAAUUACUACGCACAUACUAGUCAGGAUAGCUAUACGACUUUCAUGCUAGAGUCGAAGGAGCUUCCUAACGAUGCUGCUACGCGUGCUAGCAUCCUUAUGAACACGGGGGCUUGUGUUGGCGGCACAAUUAUCGGCUACCUCUCUCAAUUUAUCGGCCGUCGUAGAGCCAUCGUUGGUGCCGCGCUUAUCAGCUGCUGUCUUGUUCCGGCCUGGAUCCUACCCUCAGAAGAAUCAGGACUUUCUGCUUCUGGAUUCGCGAUUCAGUUCUUUGUACAAGGGGCCUGGGGCGUAGUCCCUAUUCACCUCAACGAAUUGUCACCGCCUGCUUACCGAUCUACCUUUCCAGGCCUCGCGUAUCAGUUAGGCAACUUGGUGUCUUCGCCAGCAGCCCAGAUAGUUAAUGCUAUUGCCGAGAACAAUUUUGUUACCAGCAAAAGCGGAAAGUUAGUCGAUGGGUACGGCCCAACUAUGGGAAUUGCACUCGCAAUCGUCGCCGUCGGCAUUGCAGUAACAGCUGCGCUAGGUCCCGAGAAGCGUGGAAGAUCUUUUGAGCACGCUGGGCCUGCUGGCGCAAACAUCUACAUUGAUAAUGAGAAGACUGUCGAUGCUGGAUCCAUCACGGAUUCUACUAAAAUUAACGACGCAGAGAAAAUCGAAGUCUAA